AUGAAUAGUACAAGCAUAGAGUUAACAACUUCUAAAACAAAUGAAAUACUAGAAUUAUAUAUAGAAAUUGAACAAGAUCUUCAAAUUUCAGUAGAUAGCACAAGUAUAGAGUUAACAACUUCUGAAACAAAUAAAAUACUGGAAUUAUAUAUGGAAAUUGAACAGGAUCUUCAAAUUUUAGUGG
Molecule: messenger RNA, 184 nt
Organism: Racocetra persica
Lineage: Eukaryota; Fungi; Glomeromycota; Glomeromycetes; Diversisporales; Gigasporaceae
Source: the annotation of a GenBank genome assembly